Colletotrichum truncatum is the source of this 1200-nucleotide messenger RNA. RefSeq lists its product as uncharacterized. The record is from RefSeq and is a predicted model, not a curated record. NCBI's taxonomy places the organism in Eukaryota, Fungi, Ascomycota, Sordariomycetes, Glomerellales, Glomerellaceae.
AUGACUUCAACAACAUCACCACCCAUGCCAAACAUCGGCGGCCUGCUAGCCCCCAUUCUGCCUGCCCUUCCCCCCGCCUCUAUUUCCACACAGCCAGCAAUCGGUGUUUUGCCGUUGCUGAGCCCAAUCUUGAGGCAAAGGGUACAGCUUCUUUCUGAGUCCAGCACCGAGCCCUGGAUUCGCCUGCUCGCCUACGACACGGACAAAGCCGCGCGACUGAACGAGAUUGUUCAGAGCGGUCGGCUAGAGCCGCAUCCCGUAUCGGGCGAGGUUGAGGUUGAUUGGGAGUACGAUGCGAAAACCAAGUACCGUCGUCUCGACUUGGAGACGCUGCAGGCGCUGGUCGUGCUCGAAGAGCUCGAGUUGACAUUCCGGCUGAUUUAUUGCGUCGGCGACAAGGACGGCGGCGGUGACGGCUGGAGAGUGGGUGAAGUCAGCGUUUCUGACAAGACAUCUCCUUUCGGCGACUUUGGUGGAUACUCGACCAUCGCUGAGGCUGAGAAGGCGUACGCGGACUCGAAGGUCUCGAAGACGGCGGCCGCAAAUGCGCCGACCGCCAGCUAUGGCCAGGAUGCUGGCGAGGCAGACGAGGAUGAGGACGAUGGCUACUGGGACCGAUACGACGCUACUCCUGCUCGCACGCCCGCCAACGAAUCACCAGCAGUUAAACGGUCUCCUGCACCGCACGUAGCACAGGCAUCGCAGCUCGGCGCCUUCCGUACAGACUCAGCGGAAGAUGCAUACUAUGCACAGUAUGAUUCAGUACAACCGGCGAUGGAUGCUCACGAUCCUGAUGAAGAGGUAGAGGGUUUUGAAGUCGCCCCGCCCUUGGGCCUGGGUACAGUCGUUAGCCAAGACAUUUCGGAGCCGGGCUUUACCGAGACAAACGGCUCCUGGACAAUGGCCGAGCCGCCGCGUUCGCCCUCGAUCCACAGUCAAGACGAGGACCGGGCGGCAGUACUUCUCCACCCGCGCCCGGCCUCGAGUGCCAGCAGCAACGGAAGCCGCAUGAUUGAGAAGCUUGAGGAGACUGCUGGCAAGCAGGAGGCGAACGAGUUUGGCGUGAAGCAGCACGUCUCUAGGAGCAUCCACAAUCUGUUCCUACUAGCGCGCUCGUCUGGUAUUGACAGAGAAGAAUUUGAGCGUCUGGUGAAGACCGAGUUGGACGUUCUCGGUAUGAUCGAGGACAACGAGGCUUGA